UGUCAAAGCGUAUCGAACAGCCGGCUUCUUCGAGACUUCAGUUUGCUGGUGAAAUGGUGUGUUUGUAGUUUCUUUCCUCGCCAUUAUUUGUCAAUAUUGUUUUAAAGUGUGCAAUUGCAAGGCUGAUUCCUGUUUUCCCAGACGUUUUAUCUUGUCAAUAGUGCUAAAGUGUCGCUAUUUUGUCGUUUUCCGCAUACAAUCAAUAAUCAAAACUUCCCAGUAUUGCCGUUUAGUAUUACAAAAUUAAUCGUUUCGUUUUUCGGGGUAACAAUGUUCGUCCAAACCGAGUACAGUAAUAAAUCGAACAAUAAUAACAACGAACUUACGCGAUCGUCGCCGUGUGAACCGACCACUGAAAAUUGUGACGUCAUUUUUAAAGACUUUGACGUGAUAACGCGGUUUUGUAUGCCUAUAUGUUCGCGCGACAACGAAAUUCGAGAAGUGGCGCUGGAUGUAAUUUCUAAAACGGUUGAGAAUUGGCUUGACGGUGUUGGCAGCCCUAAACACUAUCGUUUCGCUGACAGGCGAAGGGUUGUUGCGACGGGUGCUGUAGGAGGAUGCGCUUACGCCGACAUAACAGACAACCUGUUUUCAGAAAUAUCCAUCGAGUACCUCGAUCUCGUUACCCUACAUUUACCCAUCAUACUGAGGCUGUCGCUUAGUUGUCCGUUCGUCAAUGUCAGGGAGAAAUGUGAACAUAUCCUAGAUGUAGUUAAGCGGAGAGGUUUACCUGUCCCCUAUCCACUAAUCCAUGGACCAAGUGCAUAUAUCAACGCAGAUGAGCUUCCACCAUUAGGCAACUUUAACGAAAAG
Messenger RNA from Agrilus planipennis (emerald ash borer), 813 nucleotides. Its product is annotated as sestrin homolog. Gene Ontology annotation, cellular component: nucleus. The record is from RefSeq and is a predicted model, not a curated record. Gene Ontology annotation, biological process: cellular response to L-leucine; regulation of response to reactive oxygen species; cellular response to leucine starvation. Gene Ontology annotation, molecular function: L-leucine binding; oxidoreductase activity, acting on peroxide as acceptor. Lineage: Eukaryota; Metazoa; Arthropoda; Insecta; Coleoptera; Buprestidae.